ACAUGAAACUUUUAUUUUAAUAUUUUUUUUCUAUGUUUUAGUCAUAUAAGACGAUUUGUAAGAGAAAACAGAUUUUAGUUUUGGUAAAGCGUCAUAAUUAGAAAUCUAUUAAAUAAUAUUCCAAAUGUCUCCCAUGCAUAAUUAUUCCACUAUACUUUUCCUUAAAAAGUCAUUAUUAAUUGAGUGGAUUUUCACCCACCUUAAUUUAAAACGCCCCUUGAACCAUAUAAGAGCGGAUCAAAAUCUCCCAUCCCUCAACCACACACCUCCACAAUAACAAUAACCAAAAGAAGGAAAAUGGCAGUCGCCGCCACCAAUAAAUCCGCCGUAUUGACCGCAGUCCUCUUACUGGCAUUGGCUCUCUCCGGCGCCGGGGCCGGCGCACCAUCUCCGUCGGCCACCGUCGAGUUCUCCAACGAGUACUAUAACCCGCUGGAUUUCGACUGUUACAAGGGCGGGGCGGCGGACGGAGUAGCCCCGGGCAAGAGCUUUUCGUUUGAAAUUCAUAAUCUGAAAUACAAAAACGAGAACGCGUAUAUAUGUAACAUUUACGACGACACGGUGGCUACUCUCCAAAGCCGGGGGUAUGAUCGGGCGACCUCCGUUAGGGGUGACAGUAGUGUCGUGAGGGGUCCUAUGGCAGCAGCGUUCGGGCAGCAGUAAAUCAAGGCAGCGGGCUGAGUUUGGACAACGAAUAGGUUCAGACAACAGUGGUGAUGGUGUCGUGGCAGCUUGGCAAUCAAUUCCGCUGACGUUUGAAUGGUCAUGACCUCAGCAGAGUGGGUUUUUUCAUACAGGACGAUUUGAGUUGCAGGCGUAACAAAUGGGGAUAGUUGGUUUUUUUGUUGGCGGUGGAACUGACAAAAAUGAUACAUUGCGUUAUCAUUUCAAUCUCACAGCUUUUGGUGACUGCUUUCUUAAGUUUAAGAAUUACAAUUUGUAUAAUUGAGCUGAUACUCGCGUCCUAAACAUGUCCAAUUAUGCAUGCUCAUUGGUACCAAAUACAGGGAAAAACAUUUCUGCUUGCAUUAUGGUACCUAAUUGAUGACUUCAUUAAAAAAAGGGGUUGAGUUUGGUUUUAAGCACUUAUUGUGGUGAAUAGUUGCUGCUAUUGUUUGGAGGAGCUAAUGAUUUCUGUUAUAAGAAUGAUAUUGCUUUGAACUACGGACUGCUUUUAAUUCUUUGACAUACGGAGGAGCUGUCAGCGAAAACUAUGUUGGGUAUAUCCAUUAGCGUACCUUCAUUGAGAGGUUCUCAUUAUCUCGUCAAUUUGUGAUGCUAGUGAAAGAGUUUGAUCUGGAAACAAUACUUGAUCAUUAGUUUGGUUGGUGGCAUGUUCAUGGACCUCCCUAUCCCGUGGGUUUCUCGUACCGCACGUGAUUUGUUGGUUGUUCCAUAGUCUGCAUUUAGUGUCGGUGGUCGUCAUCUUGAUGCAUUUCAAACAUCUUUAACCCCUGAGGUUCGGUACCAUUACGGUUCGGUAUGGUACCAUGCUAAUUCGGUUUUUUUGCCCACCCCUACCUGAAUGACGAGCUUGGGUACUUAAAUACUUGCCAUUUCCACUAGCAUGCUGUUGGCUUUUUUUUCCAACAAAGUAUCGAUCUUUAUUUGGCUCCACCUGAAUUCAAUUGCAUUGCGUUGAAUUUUCUUGGGCCUUGUAUGAAUUAUUUGCUUGCAGCAUGGAACAGCAGUAAUGUGAGAUAAACUGUACAUCUAUGGGGUGCUUGAUUUGAACUCUUGGACUUGGCAUAAGCUCAUUGGCACUGAUUCGGGAGAAAAAGCAUGUGAAAGCAAGUCGCAGUGAAUAUUUAAUGAAAGCCCAUUCAUUGAUAGCUUGGAAGGAAAGGCUUCUUUUAAUUGUCAGACAUACAAUGGACCCAUCAGAGAAAACCAUCUUGGCUGAAGAGAUUAGGGCUCAACACAGAAGAAAGUCUACAUAAUACCGAAUCUAUACCAUCAUUCAAAUGGUUUGAAAUAAUCUGUUUGGAAUCAGGAAGCAUCCUCCAUCACCAAGAGCCAAUCAUGCUGCCGCAUUACAUAAGGAGCAAUGUUGUCUAAUCUUUGGUGGUCUUUCCCGCUAUAUAUGGGUUGGUGAGCUCUAUGUUGAUCUUGAAAAUCCCCUUCUCGAUGUCCCCUCUCUGUCUAGGGUUUUUUCUCAGCGAACGGACUACGAAGAAGGGGAGGUUUCUCCAGGUUGCCUCGCCAUCUUUGUUUCAAAUGCCGGAAUGCUAAACCAUUGACGGCGUGGGAAUGGUUGAGACCCAAGCAGCAUGUGGAGAUUCCAGGACCAUGCUAUGGUCAUGCAGGUGCAACAAUUGGAGAUCGUUGGUUUAUUGUUGGUGGUGGCAAUGAAAGUGCUUGUAGAAAUAUUUCAAUAUUUAUAUAUUCCGAUUGCUUUGAACUACGGACUGCUUUUAAUUCUUUGACAUACGGAGGAGCUGUCAGCGAAAACUAUGUUGGGUAUAUCCAUUAGCGCACCUUCAUUAAGAGAUUCUCAUUAUCUCGUCAAUUUGUGAUGCUAGUGAAAGAGCUUGAUCUGGAAACAAUACUUGGUAAGAUUUCAUGACUUCAAGAGAUAUUCCGGUAUGUGCCUUCCACCCUUUAUAUUUAGUAUGUGUUUUGUAUAAGAGUACAAUUAUUGGGAAGCAUAAUUACCAUAGUUGUGAAAAGCCUGUGUGAGGCAUAUAGCUUUGUACAGGAGGUGUGUUCAUAAUCGUGAAUCAUUGCAUUUGUCGAUGUGACCCAACAAAUGUUGGGAAGGGUU
Molecule: messenger RNA, 2764 nt
Organism: Cuscuta campestris
Lineage: Eukaryota; Viridiplantae; Streptophyta; Magnoliopsida; Solanales; Convolvulaceae
Source: the annotation of a GenBank genome assembly